This is a messenger RNA of Brienomyrus brachyistius, 1175 nucleotides long. It is a transcript of the gene spinb, whose product is annotated as spindlin b. The record is from RefSeq and is a predicted model, not a curated record. The transcript has 7 exons. Bases 281 to 1135 code for a protein of 284 amino acids. Lineage: Eukaryota; Metazoa; Chordata; Actinopteri; Osteoglossiformes; Mormyridae. Gene Ontology annotation, biological process: gamete generation.
CCGGGGGCAGCGACUGGAUCACUAUUUGGCAGCGCAAAAGGGGAGGGGCUCGGCGGUGGAAUUCGGGUUGCCUGUAAACGGAGGCUGAGACGGUGGGAAACAGGAGGCGAGAUUAACUGGCGACCUGCAUCUUAUCAAUACUCCGGGCUGGAAUCCCACCUGGUCCACCGGUGGUGUGGGCACGGCAGUGAGGGGCCUCGACCUGCACGGUGGGGGCCGUGUUUUCUCCCCUCCCUCACCCCAGUUCAAGCAGCUUUGCUGCCCACCUAAAUCCAGAUGAAUGAAGACUCCCUUUGGGAAGACGGCUGGCCAGAGACCCAGAGCUGAUUCAGGUUUUUUUCUGCAUUUCCGUGAUCUUUCGAUGAUGAUGAUGAUGGCUGAUGAAGAUUCACGAGCUGGUCAUGCAGGUGUAUCUGCAAACAUGAUGAAAAAGAAAAAUUCCCACAAGAAACAGAGGAGCAAUGUUGGGCCCAGCAAGCUGGUGUCCCAGCCUAGGAGGAACAUUGUGGGUUGCCGCAUUCAACACAUCUGGAAAGAGGGCAGCAAUUCCCCGACACAGUGGAAAGGGACCGUCUUGGACCAGGUGCCUGUGAACCCCUCGCUCUACCUGAUCAAGUAUGACGGGUUCGACUGCGUCUAUGGGCUCGAACUUCAUAAGGAUGAACGCGUGCAAAAUCUUGAGGUCUUACCGGACCGAAUCGCCUCUUCCCGGAUCAGCGACGUGCACCUGGCCGACAGCAUGAUCGGCAAAGCCGUCGAGCACAUGUUUGAGACGGAGGAAGGCUCGAAGGACGAGUGGAGGGGCAUGGUGCUGGCGCGGGCACCCAUCAUGAACACAUGGUUUUAUAUUACUUACGAGAAGGACCCCGUUUUAUACAUGUACCAGCUCUUAGACGACUACAAGGAGGGCGACCUGCGGAUAAUGCCCGACUCAAAUGACUCCCCCCCAGCUGAGAGGGAACCUGGAGAAGUGGUUGAUAGUCUGGUUGGAAAGCAGGUGGAGUACGCCAAAGAAGAUGGUACCAAAAGGACUGGAAUGGUCAUCCAUCAGGUCGAGGCCAAACCAUCAGUGUAUUUCAUUAAGUUUGACGACGACUUCCACAUCUACGUUUACGAUUUGGUAAAAACGUCUUAAGGGUCAGAUCUGUCGGAAGCAAGGGGGAGCGGGUAGGGGG